Molecule: messenger RNA, 1748 nt
Organism: Hirundo rustica (Barn swallow)
Lineage: Eukaryota; Metazoa; Chordata; Aves; Passeriformes; Hirundinidae
Product: serine/arginine repetitive matrix protein 1-like
Exons: 8
Coding region: 1-1488 (495 amino acids)
Source: RefSeq, a predicted model, not a curated record
AUGGCCCUACCUGCCACGCUUUCCUACGGGGGAGCGGCGGAGUUCCUCCGAACCCCCGGGAGCCUGCGGGCGGACAACCACCCGGCUCCGAGCCGGCGGCUUUCGCCGCGGGAGGCUACCCCCUCCAGGACUACGUUUCCCAGCGGCUCCUCCCGGGACUGCACAUGCUCCAUGCGGCUCCCGGCGCCUCCCGGCAGCUCCCGGCGCGGCACCCGGUGCGGCACGGCGGCGGCCAGCGCGGCUCCCGGUGCGGCUCCCGGUGCGGCUCCCGAUGUGACCGGCGGCGCGGCGCUGCCCGGCGCGGGUCCCGGGCGGCCGCCGGGGCGGCUUCCGGCGGUUCCCUUCGCAGUUCCCGACGCGGUUCCCGGUGGGCCUCCCGGUGCCGCCCCCAGAGGGGGGAUCCUCCCGGUGCGCGCUCGGGAGCGCACGGCCGGGCCCCGCCGCCGGCCCGGGCCCGGGCGAUCCCGGGCAGCCCCGCCUCGGGCCGGCAGCAUGCCCCGCGGGCGAGCCUGGACACAGGCGGAAGUCAGCAGGCUCCUGUCGCUGGUGGGGGACUCGGGGGAGGCCGCGCUGCUCAUGGCCUCCACGUCGCGACCCAACGAGGCGCUGUGGCGGGAGAUCUCCCGGGGUCUGGCGGCGCACGGCUACGGGCGCAGCGUGGCCCAGUGCCGCUCCAAGUGGAAGGCGCUCAAGCAGGCUUUCCACUCGGAGCGGGAGACGCGCCAGAGGGCAGGACACCCCUCGCCCCGGCUGCCGCCGCACUACCGAGCCAUGAAGAACAUCUGGAAGGCGGCCGGGCAGCCGGUCUUUGGCGAGCGAAGGAUGCCAGAUGUGGUGAAGCUGCCCUCCAGAAAGCGUAGGUCGGCCCUUACCACACGCUCUCCAUCCUCACCAGAGCCGCCAGAGCACGAUGUUGACGAUGACACCCCCAGCACUCCCACCAGUGCUGCAGCACUGCUGUCACCGAUGCUGCAGUGUGCGAAGGAUGAGCCAGAGAAUUCUGGUGGGGACCACAUUACUGGAGUGCCACCCACACCCCCUGCCAUGCCACACGCCAGUUCCUGCUUCCCUCUCCUCUUCCCCCUGGGCUGUCACACUGACCUGAAGCAGGAAGAAGCUGAGGGAAAGGCUGGUUUUCCUGGUGAGACGUCCCUGGGGAUGGAAAGAAGAAACCAAAUGCUGCCACUGGCUGCUGCAGCCACAGGCUCCCAUGGGACAGCAGCCACGACUGAGCAGCCAGCAGCAGGUGAAGAUGCAUCAGACACAAGCCUGCAUGGGUCUGGCGUAGCAGGCUUGCUCCAGAAUGUCCAGCAACUGCUGGUGGAGAUCCUGCAGACAUCACGGCAGCAGCAGGCACUGCUGGAGAGCCUGGCCAGCAACACAGCCUCCCACCUUCACAACCUCUCCCACAGCCUCGAACAGGUGGGCGAGACCCUGCACCAACUCCUGCUCCGUCCGCAGACCCAUCCUGGCCCCAUUGGCCAUUAAGUCCCCUGUGUGCCGCUUUCUGAGGGUGGCUCCGGAGCACCCUGCUCCCCUGGCGCUCCUCACGCUUCCCUAGAUCACAAAGAGCCCCAGCUGUCCACUUAUGCCAGGUGCAUCCCCCAUGAGUGCCACCAUCACUGGCCCCAGGAGCAACAGCUUUGCUACAGGGCCGUGGCACAAAUCUUUAUAUCAGAGGUUCCAGAUAUUUUGAAAUUUACACUAGAGAGUCAUUCUAAUAAAAAUCAAAAAUAGCUUUUUUACCA